Messenger RNA from Tripterygium wilfordii, 5583 nucleotides. Its product is annotated as proteasome activator subunit 4. Gene Ontology annotation, biological process: proteasomal ubiquitin-independent protein catabolic process. Gene Ontology annotation, molecular function: peptidase activator activity; proteasome binding. The transcript is spliced from 35 exons. The record is from RefSeq and is a predicted model, not a curated record. The coding region runs from base 11 to 5455 and encodes 1814 amino acids. Lineage: Eukaryota; Viridiplantae; Streptophyta; Magnoliopsida; Celastrales; Celastraceae. Gene Ontology annotation, cellular component: cytosol; nucleus.
GAAGGAGGAGAUGCAUCUGUACAAUGCAUGGCUGCCGCCGGCUGUGGCGGAGGAGACCAAGCGAGAGAAGGAGUCCUUCACUAGCGUCGUCACCUCGGUCAAGCUCGCCUACAACUCGGACGAUCCCGACUCCGUCUACGCCACUCUCAAAUGGAUCUCCGUCAUUGACCUUUUCAUAAAGGCUAGAAGCGAACUAGCCCCAGAAGAUGUUCUUGAAAUUGUGGAAAUUGGGUUAGAAUUGUUUCACAACUCGCAGGGCAGAAUUUAUGCUCAGGUUAGAUGGGGAAACAUCUUAGUCAGAAUUCUUAACAAAUAUCGAAAGAAGUUGUCCUUGAAAGUUCAGUGGCGGCCUCUGUAUGAUACUCUGGUUCGUACACAUUUCACUAGGGAUACAGGUCCAGAAGGGUGGAGAUUGAGACAGAGGCAUUUUGAGGCAAUUACUUCCCUUGUUCGAUCUUGUCGGAGAUUUUUUCUACCAGGUUCUGCGUUUGAGAUAUGGUCUGAAUUUAGGACUCUAUUGGAAAACCCUUGGCACAAUUCAUCAUUUGAAGGGUCCGGGUUUCUGAGACUGUUUCUUCCUACAAAUGUGGACAACCAGGAUUUCUUUUCAAAUGAUCGUAUUAGAGAAUUCAUAGACCUCUGGGACUCAAUCCCGAACUGCCAAUUCUGGAACAGUCAAUGGGCUGCUGUUAUUGCCCGUGUUGUAAAGAACUACAGCUUUAUUGUCUGGGAAUGCUUCCUACCCACACUUUUCACCAGAUACUUAAAUAUGUUUGAGGUUCCUGUGGCAAAUGGAAGUGGAUCAUAUCCUUUUUCUGUGGAUGUCCCUAGAAAUACAAGAUUCUUGUUCUCAAAUAGAACAAUGGCUCCUACAAAAGCCAUUGCAAAAUCAAUAGUGUAUUUGUUGAAACCUGGUAGUUUGGCGCUAGAGCACUUUGAGAAAUUGGUCAACCUCUUGGAGCAAUAUUACCAUCCCUCAAACGGUGGUCGUUGGACUUACUCAUUGGAGCGGUUUCUCCUCCAUUUGGUAAUAACAUUCCAGAAACGCUUGCAGCAUGAACAGCAGAACACAGAUAAAGGUAGAGAGGGUGGCCUGUUUCUAGGGAAACCAGAACGCACUGCAUUUGUCGCGGUUGUGCUGAAGUUAAUCGAUCGUGGGCAGUAUAGCAAGAAUGAACAUCUUUCUGAAACUGUUGCUGCAGCAACUUCUAUUCUGUCUUACGUUGAGCCCUCUAUGGUUCUCCCAUUUCUAGCAUCUCGAUUCCAUCUGGCAUUAGAGACGAUGACUGCCACACAUCAGCUUAAGACGGCGGUGAUGUCAGUGGCGUUUGCUGGGCGUUCACUGUUUCUGACCUCCCUAUCAAUCACGUCCAAGGAAGCAGUGGAUCUUGGUGGUGAAAAUAUGUUCAUUGAUCUUCUGAUGAAUUCAUUAUCCAAUGCGUUACUUGGUAUGGAUGCCAAUGAUCCUCCAAAAACCUUGGCAACCUUGCAGUUAAUUGGUUCCAUAUUUUCCAAUAUGGCCACUUUGGAUGACAAUAUGGAUGAACUACCUAUGAUUUGUUUUUCUGAUUGGCUGGACGAAUUCUUAUGUCGCCUAUUUUCAUUGCUUCAACAUUUGGAGACAAGUAGUGUUUUGAGUGAAGGCCUACAUUCAUCAGCUACAUCAGGAACUUUUUUGGUUGAGGACGGUCCUUAUUACUAUUGCAUGCUUGAAAUUUUGCUUGGGAGACUCUCAAAAUCACUAUAUAGUCAGGCUCUGAAGAAAAUUUCUAAGUUUGUCAGAACAAAUAUUCUUCCUGGGGCCAUUGCGGAGGUUGGAUUGCUCUGUUGUGCAUGUAUUCAUUCGAAUCCAGGAGAGGCAGUUUCGUAUUUUGUUGAACCAAUAUUAUUAUCUGUUCUAUCAUCCUUUAAAGGAACACCUUCAACGGGAUUUGGAGGAAGAGGAACCUCUGAGGCCUCAGUUUCAUUUUCAACUAAGGCUAAACCUACAAUUUCUCCAGCACUUGAAACUUCAAUUGAUUACCAAUUGAAAAUAUUGUCAGUUGCAAUCAGUUAUGGUGGUGCUUCUCUUCUUCGUUACAAGGAGCUGUUCAAAGAAGCUAUAGCUUCGGCCUUUGAUUGCCCAUCAUGGAAGGUUAAUGGAGCUGGGGAUCAUCUUCUUCGUUCCCUCCUUGGGAGUCUGGUCCUCUAUUAUCCCAUCGAUCAGUAUAAAUGCAUUUUGCGACACCCCUCUGCAGCUGCAUUGGAGGAAUGGAUAAGCACAAAAGAUUAUUCAAAUGGUGAAUCAUUAAUAGCCCCAAAAUGGCAUGUUCCGAAUGAUGAAGAGGUUCAGUUUGCGAACGAACUUCUGAACCUGCAUUUUCGAUCAGCUUUAGAUGAUCUUCUAAAGAUCUGCCAGACCAAACUUCAUUCUGACCCAGGAAAUGAGAAAGAGCACCUGAAAGUUACUCUGCUGCGAAUUGAUUCUUCCUUACAAGGUGUUUUAUCCUGCUUACCUGAUUUCAGCCCAACUCCUAGGAAUGGAAUGGAUGAAGAUCCAAGUCAUAUUCCUUUCUUCAUAGCUGGAGCAACAGGGUCAAGUGUUGGUAGCACUGAACUCCGGGAAAGAGCUUCUGAGAUCAUACAUGUAGCCUGCAAAUAUAUGUUAGAGGAAAAAUCCGAUGACAGCAUCUUGUUGAUACUCGUUACCCGCAUAAUGGAUGCUUUAGGAAACUAUGGGAGUUUAGAGUUUGAUGAAUGGGCAAAUCACAGGCAGGCUUGGAAGUUAGAAUCUGCUGCCAUUGUAGAACCUUCAACAAACUUUAUUGUUUCUUCUCAUUGUAAAGGAAAACGAAGGCCAAGGUGGGCUUUAAUUGACAAAGCAUACAUGCAUGGUACAUGGAGGUCUUCCCAGUCUUCCUAUCAUGUCUUUCGUACAACAGGGAGUUUCUCUCCCCCGGAGCAUGUUAAUCUUUUGAUGGAUGAUCUUCUAAACCUCUCUUUACAUAGCUAUGAAACUGUUCGCAUACUUGCUGGCAAAUCUCUGACAAAGAUGAUUAAGAGGUGGCCAGCAAUGAUUUCAAAGUGUGUGGUCUCCCUUACUGAAAAUUUACGGAACCCCAACGCACAAGAAUUUGAAGUUCUUGGUUCAUGUGCUGUUCUUUCUACACAGACAGUUAUUAAGCAUUUGAUGAUGGAUGCAAAGUCAUUCUCGUCAUUUCUUCUUGGAAUUCUUUCUAGCUCACAUCAUGAAUCUCUCAAAGCUCAAAAAGCAAUCAAUGAGCUUUUUGUCAAAUACAACAUCCACUUUGCUGGAGUUUCUAGAAGCAUUUUCAAGACUCCAGAUAAUGCUAUAGAUGGACCAGACUUUACAGACUUGGUUUCCCAGAUUGGAUCUAUGAGUUUUGAUUCUAAUGGCUUGCAUUGGCGGUAUAAUCUCAUGGCUAAUAGAAUUCUGCUUUUAUUGGCAAUGGCAUCUAGAAAUGUAGCAAACUUCUCAUCAAAGAUCCUUAGUGAAACAGCAGGUCACUUUCUAAAGAAUUUAAAAAGUCAGCUACCUCAGACAAGAAUACUUGCAAUUUCGGCAUUAAAUACACUAUUGAAAGAGUCGCCAUACAAACAAUCAGCUCAGGACGGACUAGUGGCUUCUGGGGAAUCACAAGGAAUUACCAAAUCAUCUCUUGAAGAAGCAUUAACAGAGAUUUUUCAGAAAGAGGGAUUUUUUCAUGACACCUUGAGUAGUCUUUCUCAUGUUCACAUAAUUACCGAUGGUGACAGCACAUCUUCAAGAGGAAAUCAUGGAAAUUCUUUUCAAAGUCUAGCUGACAAAUCAAUCACCCGUUUUUAUUUCGACUUUUCAUCUUCAUGGCCUCGGACACCUAGUUGGAUCUCAUUAUUAGGAAAUGAUACGUUUUACUUCAACUUUGCACGAAUUUUCAAGCGGCUUGUACAAGAAUGUGGUAUGCCGGUUUUGUUGGCACUUAAAAGUACAUUGGUGGAGUUUGCAAAUGCCAAAGAACGGUCGAAGCAAUGUGUUGCUGCUGAAGCAUUGGCUGGGAUGUUGCACUCUGAUGUCAAUGGUCUUUUAGGAGCUUGGGACAGCUGGAUGAUGGUUCAAUUGCAGAAUAUCAUUCUUGCUCGGUCAGUGGAGUCAAUACCUGAAUGGGCAGCUUGUAUACGCUACGCAGUUACUGGAAAAGGAAAAUAUGGUACAAAAAUUCCUCUUUUGAGGCAACCAAUCUUGGACUGUUUGAUGACACCCUUACCUCCAACUGUGACUACCACCAUAGUUGCGAAGCGCUAUGCUUUUCUAUCAGCUGCUCUAAUUGAAAUAUCCCCACAGAGAAUGACGGUGGCUGAGGUCCAUCUCCAUGUUAAACUUCUAAAUGAGCUGAAGACCAAUAUGUGCCACUCGUCGGCCCAAGUAAGGGAAGCUAUAGGUGUUACCCUUUCUGUGUUGUGCUCUAACAUUCAGCUGUAUACAUCACUUGCCCACAAUCAUUCUCAUGAAGAGGGAAACAGUGACAUUGAUGAUCAACUUAAGGAGGAAAAUUGGGUUCGCUUUCUCACAGAACGAGCAUCUGACGCAGUAACAAAUAUUCAAAAGAUCAGCCACACUGACAAUAUGGAGCCCUCAGCGGAUUCAGGUCCACAAAAUGGGCAUUUGAAUGGAGAUUCACGCGAUGACAUAAAAUGGAUGGAAACGAUAUUUCACUUUAUCAUAUCAACCUUGAAGUCUGGAAGAUCAUCCUGUUUACUAGCUGUCAUCGUAGAGCUUCUGAAUCCUGUAAUUUCCUUGCAGGAAACAUCAAAUAAGGAUUUGUCAACCCUGGCCAAGGCUGCCUUUGAAUUGCUAAAAUGGAGGGUUUUCAAGGAACCUCAUCUCCAGAAGGCUGUUUCCAUUAUUCUUUCUUCUUGUGGUGAUUCAAACUGGCGGACUAGAUCUGCCACCCUGACAUAUCUGCGAACUUUUAUGUACAGGCAUACCUUCAUUCUCUCAACUGUUGAGAAACAACAAAUUUGGCGGGCUGUUGAAGAUCUCCUUCGAGACAAUCAAGUGGAGGUUAGGGAGCAUGCUGCAGCGGUUUUAGCAGGGCUAAUGAAGGGUGGGGAUGAAGAUCUGGCCAGAGACUUCCGAGAUAGAGCUUACACAGAGGCAACUUCAAUACAUAGAAAGAGAAAGCAGAGGAGUUCAAAAGCGGGUCAGUCAAUAGCUGCUAUCCAUGGUGCUGUGCUUGCUUUGGCAGCCUCUGUAUUAUCAGUCCCUUAUGAUAUGCCCAGUUGGUUGCCUGAGCAUGUUACAUUACUUGCUCGCUUUGGUGGAGAGCCAUCCCCUAUAAAAUCUACAGUUACAAAAGCCAUAGCUGAGUUUCGGAGGACUCAUGCAGACACAUGGAAUGUACAGAGAGAUUCAUUUACUGAAGAACAACUUGAGGUUCUGGCUGAUACAUCGUCCUCAUCAUCUUAUUUUGCUUGAUUCACAUUGCCUUAUAGGACCCGAAAGAAUACAGUAGACGAAUAAUGAAAAUCAUAGUGAGAAAUCUUUGUAAUUCCUGAUACAUAAUAUCAUAGUUCAUAAGAAUGAGUUUAUUUACAUUUGCAUAA